AUGUUCCCUCCAACUUACAUCUUUAAAGCAUUAGGAUACUCCACAUUAUUUUUAUAUUCUCUCUGCCAAGCAUUGGAUGAUAAUGAAAUUAAUUCCAAUGAUAACAAUUCCAUAUUUAUCAAAGGCAUUCCUAAAACGUUGCAACCAUUGUAUAAACCAAUAAAAAUUCCUGAGAACGAUAUUAAUGGUCAAUAUUAUUGGAAAUGCUUAAAUAAUCCCGAAAUUAUCUUAAGAUAUGAUCAAAUCAAUGAUGAUUUUUGUGAUUGCCCAGACGGGAGUGAUGAACCAGGAACUAGUGCUUGUUCCAAUGGUAAAUUUUAUUGUGAGAAUGAAGGUUUUAAAAGUUAUUAUAUAUCAAGUUAUAAAGUAAACGAUGGUGUUUGUGAUUGCUGUGAUUGUUCAGAUGAAACUAACCAAGUUACCGAAAGCACUUGCUCUGAAAUUAAUGAGAAAUAUACAAAAGUUAUAAAUAGAGAAUUAGAUAAGCAUGAGAAGGGGAAACAAUUGCUAAAAAAUUUGUUGCAAGAGUAUGCUGAUAAAAUAAACCAUGAUAAAAACGAAUUCAAAAAAUUGAAGCCCGUUUAUCAAAGUUUGAACCGUGAACUUGGUUCAUUAAAGACACAAAUAAUGAAAAAAAACCUGGUUAUUGAUCUAAGUAAAAGAAAGGCUAACAAGAAAGCCGAGCACGUCAACAAUGAUAAGGGGUUAAUUGGUUCAGACUUUGACAAAAAAGUCGAUAUUAGUUUACUUUCUUCCAGUAUUAAAAAAUUUUACGAUGAAAAUAUUGUAACUUUCAAAAAAUUUGUCUCUUUGAAAAAAAUAAUGGAUGAUUUAUUACAGGAAUACAAUGUUAAUUUAAAAGAUGAUGUUGUCAAUUCCAAUAUGGAUAAAUACAUGGGCUUGUUAAAAUACUUGGAAACCGAAGGUUCUAAAAAAGGAUAUAUGGAUGUUAAAGUUGAAUUUCUCCAAGAACAAAAGUUACAAUUGAUUAAUUUUUAUGAAGUUGAAUUAUAUAACGUUUUCCACGGUAAUUUGGAUGAAUCUGUUUAUAUUAGGGACCUAAAAAGCUUAAAAGGUAAAUACAAUAUGGCACAGACUAUUAUUAAGAUGCAGUCGACUUUACAUAAACAAAUAGUCGACAUAUUGGAAAAUAACUUAAUCCCUAUUAUGAGCGAUAUUGCCACAAAUUAUAAUGUUAACUAUCAAGAUUCUGGUGUCAAAAAAAUGGUUAAAUCUGUUAAAGCACAAAAUAUUAAUGAAAUACCUAAUAAAGUUGUCAAGAUAUCACCAAAAGGUUAUGAAGAAAAUAUUGAAAAGUUGGAUAAGUUCAUUGCAGAAAAUGGUGCUAAAGUUUUCAGUGAGGUGGAGAAUAAUAAUGAUACAAAUGUCCAGAAACUUUUCUCGCAAUCUUUCAAAGUUAAAAAUUAUUUGUUUGAUAAACUUUCUGCCCUUGUUAAGCCACUCAAAUCGAAAUUCACACAUGAAGAUGACAUAAUUGAAGAAAGCGAGAAAAUUAUAAGGGAAUUGAAUAAAAAGAUUGAAAAAGUGAGCGCUGAAAAAGACAGAAUUAAAGCAUUAUUAGAAGAAUUAAAUGAAGAGAUCACUAAUUAUGAAAAGCAAAACCGUGAAAGUUUGAAAGCCAGUGAUAAUGAUGCCGUUGAGCCGCAUAGCUCAGAUCCUAUUAUUCAUAUAUUGAGAACUAAUUUCUAUAAUUACUGUUCUAAACAAAUAGUUGGCUAUUAUCAAUACGAUUUAUGUUUAAACGAUAGAUUGUAUCAAACUAGCUUACUUGAUGGAAAUAGGGUGUGUUUAGGUGAGUUUACCUCUUUUAAAUAUUUCAAAGAACAGGUUGAUCGAAGAUUUUUCUAUAAUUUGAAAUUCGAACAACUGAUUCAAAACUUGGAUGUUUUCCAAAACGAUGAGGAUUUUUUUUCUGACCGUGACGUUAAUGGUAAUAAGGACGAACUUUUCAAAGAUUUGCAACAUAUCAAUAAUGGGCUAGCAUUAUUUUAUACAAACGGGGAUAAAUGUUGGGAUGGGCCCAAGAGAUCUACAAGAAUAUAUAUGUAUUGUGGGGACAAUAGUAAUAAUGAAUUUUUUAAGAUCUUAAAGAUUUAUGAACCUUCUAAAUGUAAUUACGUAAUUGAAGUUGAAAGUCCAUUAGGGUGUGAAUUUACUAAUAUUGAUGAUGAUGAAAAAGAUGGUUUCAAUUUUUCUAGGCCCAUGCACGGCCCUAAGUAA
This is a messenger RNA of Saccharomycodes ludwigii, 2241 nucleotides long. It is a transcript of the gene GTB1, whose product is annotated as Gtb1p. Bases 1 to 2241 code for a protein of 746 amino acids. The transcript has a single exon. The record is from RefSeq and is a predicted model, not a curated record. Gene Ontology annotation, molecular function: protein binding. Gene Ontology annotation, biological process: N-glycan processing. Gene Ontology annotation, cellular component: glucosidase II complex. NCBI's taxonomy places the organism in Eukaryota, Fungi, Ascomycota, Saccharomycetes, Saccharomycodales, Saccharomycodaceae.